AUGAGGCCCAUGGCUUCACGACUUUCCCGGCUUACACUCGGAGCGCGCCGACUAUAUUGCAUGCCGGGUUCUCAACCGCUCCGACGCUUCUCCUCCGCCGACCAAGCGCCAAACUCCACAGAUACAUCCACUGAAUCCUCCGCUGUCCCUUCGUUGGGCCUUACCAACACCUCAGAUACAAAAGGGCAUGCCAAUCCCAACAUUCCACUAUCUAAAUCCUCCAACCACCACGACCUCGCUUCAUUCCUCCAGUAUGCCAAGCGCACCGGUCUGGGUCAGGAAACCACCAUUUUCGUCGGAACACACUACGAAUACACCGUAUCUUCCCUCUUAGCAGCAUAUGGCUUCUCUCUCAACCGGGUAGGCGGACAACACGAUUUCGGCAUCGAUCUCCUGGGCACCUGGUCCGUACCAACAGCCGAACGUCCACUUCGAGUCAUCGUGCAGUGCAAAGCCAUCCAAGUCACCCGUCCUCAUCUGAUCCGGGAGUUGGAGGGCGCUUUCGUGGGAGCGCCAGUUGGAUGGAGAGGGUCCGAAGUAUUUGGCGUUUUGGUGGCUUCGAAGAUAGCCACAAAGGGACCCGAGACGCGCUGGUGA
This is a messenger RNA of Sordaria macrospora k-hell, 597 nucleotides long. RefSeq lists its product as uncharacterized. Gene Ontology annotation, cellular component: mitochondrion. The record is from RefSeq and is a predicted model, not a curated record. NCBI's taxonomy places the organism in Eukaryota, Fungi, Ascomycota, Sordariomycetes, Sordariales, Sordariaceae.